AUGGCACGUACAAUCGUCUUUCAGAACGGCAGAGUUUUCAGCCCAAGCCAAGCAUCAAAUGAGACUGAGUUCCUGGAAGGCUUCAUUGUUUCUGGAGAAAUCAUAACGCAUGUCGGAUAUGAGAGUGACGAUGUCAUGCAGACAGCAAAGCGAGAAGGUGCGGAGGUAAUCGACCUGCAGAAUCGUGUGGUUGUGCCUGGGUUCAUCGAUGGCCACACGCAUUUUCUUCUUUUCGGACUAGCUCUCCAGAAACUUGACUUAAGUGAUUGCAAAAGCUUUGAGGCUAUUGAAAGCGCCAUCACCAACUACGCCAAAGCAAACUCGGAGUUGCCACGAGUUCUUUGCCGGGGCUGGCAUCAGCCUUCGACCAACGGGAAAGCCCUUGCAGAUAUGAUCAAUCAUAUUGAUUCUCGUCCAAUCUUCAUCGAAGCUCUUGAUCUCCAUUCUACUUGGUGCAAUACCGCCGCAUUGAAUGAAUUGGGGGUUGGUUCGAUGACCGAUCCAGCGGGGGGCACAAUUUAUCGGGAUGAAAGUGGAAACCCUUCAGGUCUCUUGGAUGAGGCUGCGCAGACCGGAAUUGUUUGGCCGCAUCUGAUGAGUGUCUGCACAUUGGAAGAACGAGUAAUGGCUUUAGAGAAUGCUUUGACAACCUACCUUGAAUCGGGCUAUACGGGACUAAUCGACAUGGCCAUGGAUACUGAUUCUUGGGAGGCCUUGAGGUUGCUGCGACUAAAAAAAGAUGUUCCAAUCCAUGUGGCAGCCCACUGGUAUAUUCCAUUCACCGAGGAUCCAUCAGAGCUAUCCGAGCACAUAGAAGAAGCCAUUGCAAAACAUCGGGAAUUCCAUCCGUCGGUCACACCAGAGUUCUGUGUGAUUGGGAUUAAGAUGAUUUCCGAUGGUGUCGUGGAUGGCUGUACAGCAGCUUUGAGUCAUCCAUACAGCCAAAAUGAGGGCAAUGUUGCUGUCAAUCCGAUUUGGCCGGCGGAGGCUAUGAACAAAGUGGUGAAAAGAGCUGUCGAUGCGGGUCUGCAAGUUGCAAUCCAUGCAGUUGGUGAUGUUGCCAUCACACAAGCUAUCGAUAGCAUUGCCGCCGCCAAUAGCCCGUAUGGUCGACAUAGGAUUGAGCAUCUCGAGCUAGCAUCGGUGGAGGAUGCAAAGCGACUGGGCCAGCUAGGAAUCACCGCGUCCAUCCAGCCCGUUCACUCCGAUCCGGCUCUCACUAAAGCAUAUCCCAAGAUUUUGAAGCCUCAUCUAUGGGAGCGAGCAUUUCCAUAUCGAGAGUACAUUGAUGGAAACGCCUGCGUUGCCAUUGGGACCGACUCACCGACAGCAAGACAUCUACCCUUUCCCAACUUGUACAAUGCUACGGUCCGAAAAUCGGCGAUCGAGCCAGAGUCCGACCAGAUCAUCAACCCUCGCAAUGGGCUUACCCUGCUCCAGGCACUUACUGCAGCGACCUCAGGAGCAGCUUACUCACGUUUUGCUGAGGGGUGGGUAGGAAGUAUUGCGCCGAACCAUAGGGCGGACUUUGUUGUGUUAGAUACCGAAUGGACCCCGGAGACGUUGCUCAAAGCGACCAUUCAUCAGAGCUGGGCUAAUGGAAAGAAAGUCUUUGAGACUUGA
Messenger RNA from Penicillium coprophilum, 1623 nucleotides. Its product is annotated as amidohydrolase. The record is from RefSeq and is a predicted model, not a curated record. Gene Ontology annotation, molecular function: hydrolase activity, acting on carbon-nitrogen (but not peptide) bonds. Bases 1 to 1623 code for a protein of 540 amino acids. The transcript has a single exon. Lineage: Eukaryota; Fungi; Ascomycota; Eurotiomycetes; Eurotiales; Aspergillaceae.